This is a messenger RNA of Chrysoperla carnea, 2309 nucleotides long. It is a transcript of the gene Aprt, whose product is annotated as adenine phosphoribosyltransferase. Bases 158 to 703 code for a protein of 181 amino acids. Gene Ontology annotation, molecular function: adenine binding; AMP binding; adenine phosphoribosyltransferase activity. Lineage: Eukaryota; Metazoa; Arthropoda; Insecta; Neuroptera; Chrysopidae. Gene Ontology annotation, cellular component: cytoplasm. The record is from RefSeq and is a predicted model, not a curated record. Gene Ontology annotation, biological process: adenine salvage; AMP salvage. The transcript is spliced from 3 exons.
UAGUAAUCACAUGCAAUCAUAAUUCAUAAGAAAAACGAGAUAAUACUCUCUUUUAGAUAAGAAUAUUUGAUAAAAUUGAAUUUAGAUCAAUAAAAAUACGAAAUAAAUGAAUAGCUAAACUGUUUUGAAUAUAGUUGAACAUACCAACUCCUUAAAAAUGGCUGAGUGUAGUAAAAAAGAAAAAAUUGAAUAUUUAAAAGGGAAUAUUACCAGUUAUCCAAAUUUUCCUAAGCCUGGAAUUUUAUUUCGAGAUAUAUUUGCCCUAUUAAAAAAUCCAACUGCUUUCCGAAUUUUAAAAGAAUUGGUUGUGGAAUAUGCAAAAUCUAUUUCACCAAAAAUUGAAAUUGUUGUUGGUUUAGAAUCUCGAGGAUUUUUAUUUGGACCAUUGAUUGCGUUAGAUUUAGAGAUUCCAUUUGUACCAAUUCGGAAAAAAGGAAAAUUACCUGGAAAACUCGAGUCGAUUGAAUACACAUUGGAAUAUGGUAAAGAGAUAUUUGAAAUUCAAGCAGACCAAAUAACGACUGAUCAACGAGUAUUAAUUGUGGAUGAUUUGUUAGCAACUGGAGGAUCUUUAGCAGCAGCUUGUCAAUUAAUUGAAAAAUCGGGUGCCAAGGUAUCAUGCUGUUUAGCAAUUAUGGAAUUGGUGGAUUUAAAAGGUCGUGACAAAAUUAAUGCACCAAUACAUACUUUAGUUAAGUAUUGAAAGUAAUAAUAUGAUAUACGUACGCUCAAUCCAAAUUUUUUAAUUAAGAUAUAUCAUAAAGCUUUUUGAUGUUUUUUAAUAAAUCCGAAUGACUUCAGAAUUUUUUUAAAUAAAUUGCUUCAAAAAUGAAUAUUGCUUUAAAUAGCUAGUAAAACAUUCCAAUAUGACAUUCCCUUUGCCAUUUUAAAAGUUUUAAGCUAUUUUUAAAGCGUAAACAGACCAGUCAUUAUGAAUUAUUGCAUCACAUGAGUUUAUAUUAAGAUUAUUUCCAGGAAACGUAGUAAUGAUUCAAAGUAAGAUUUCAAUCGUAGAGAAAUUUAGCUAAUCAAUUUUUGUGAAAACAUCUAAGUUUAGGUAUUUUAAUAAACGUUUACAAGAUUUAAACGAUUAGAGGUCACAAAACUUUUUUGUCAGACGUUGUUCCUGCCAGAUCAGUAGUUUUUUUAAUUACAGUGGGUAGAAAUUAUUUUACCAUACUAAGUAAGAAUUGUGAUAUUAAAUAGUAUAACAAAAUAAGGACGUUGUAGGUUAUGCAAGAUCAAUGAGAUCCGUGGUUACCAUCCCGCAUAUUUUACUUAAAGUUUACGAUAAUAACCAAUUACCCUCAGAGAGUGAACUUCAAACUUCAAUCAAGUUAUUUUCAUUGCUGUCUAUCUUCAUCAUCAUCUUAUAUAGGAAAAAGAGCCUACAUUUUUUAUGCAUAGUCCGGGAAACGAAUCUGGAGCAGCCCGCGGGGCAGGCGAGCAUUCUACCACUGAACCAACCAUGUACCAAAAAAGUAGUAUCUUGUUCCUACUUAAGAUGAUGAUGAAGAUGGACCGCAAUAAAAACAUUUUGAUUAAAGUUUGCUCUUUGAGGGUAAUUGGUUAUUAGCGUAACCAAAGUAAUAUAAGCGGGAUGGCAACCAUGGAUGUAAUUGAUCUUGCAUAAAAUCAAAGAGAAAUUGGAAUUCUACACUUAAAACAAAGAACAACUAUUAAUUGAAAAAUUACAAAUUUCCUUCCAUUAAGUGUCAGUAUGCCCGUCUUUCAGAAAAUUUAACAGAGUCGCUAUUUUGACCAUUUUAGACUCAGUGCUUUUAAGCUGAGAAUAAACGAAAAUACGUUAUUAAAACUUCCUCCUUGUGUAAAGGACAUAUUUUCAAAUUUUUAAGAGAAUGGUAAAACAUGUAUAUUCUUAGGAAUUAUCUUAAUAUAAAAUUGAGUGUUUUAAUAUUACAGAACAAAAUUUUCAGAUGAAAUACGACAACAGAAUUUAAGCCUUUGUGCAUUUUCGUUGUACGAGGCGCUUAGUCUUUUUUUUGUGGUUUACAAUAAGGUGUAAUUAAAAUACACCAUGCGCAAUAUGGCUUCAAAAUGCAAUCAAUUCAUAAAAAUAAUCGUUUUGAUCUAAUGACUGUUUUAAACUAUAGCGUAUUCGGUUUUUGUCCGAUGCUUGAUAUUUCGAACGAAUUAUUCUUUUAAAAUUUUGGCAACUCUGGUCAUUGUCACGAUACUUUCGGAAUGAUAUCUUGAGUACUUGGGUACGUUCAAUAUUACCACCGACAAGCAACGACGGAAACCGAAUUCGCUAAUUAAAAAAAUUAUCAAAAAUGUACAAAGAAAUU